AUGAAGACAGAAGACGAAGCGCUGAAGAUUUACGAUCAGGAGGGAACCUUACAGCACUUUAUUGACGGGAACGAGCCCAGUAAGUCGAGCUGGAUGAGGUACAUCCGCUGCGCCAGACACUGUGGAGAGCAGAACAUGAUGGUGGUGCAGUACAGGUCGUGUAUCUUCUACCGGGCGUGUGCAGAUAUUCCUCGUGGAACGGAGCUCCUGGUUUGGUACAACGACAGCUACACGUCUUUCUUCGGGAUCCCGCUGCAGUGCGUCGCACAAGACGAAAACUUGAACGUGCCGUCUACUGUCAUCGAGGCAAUGUCGCGCCAGGACUCGCUCCAGCCCUUCAGCAAGAGCCCCAAACCCUCGUCUUCCUCGCUGCUGCUGCCGCGCUCCAUGGUCUUCCCUCAGUCGCCCUGCUCUCGGAGCUUCUCUCUGCUGGACAAGAGUCACGCCGAGUCCAGCCUUAGCCAGAUGAGCGUGAAGAACCAGCGUGUGCUGGCCAGCCCGACCUCCACCAGCCAGCUGAGCUCUGAUUUCAGCGACUGGCAUCUGUGGAAGUGCGGCCAGUGCUACAAGACCUUCACGCAGAGGAUCCUGCUGCAGAUGCACGUGUGCACGCAGAACCCCGACAGGCCGUAUCAGUGUGGACACUGCUCGCAGUCGUUCUCGCAGCCGUCGGAGCUGCGCAAUCACGUGGUCACGCACUCCAGCGACCGGCCCUUCAAGUGCGGCUACUGCGGCCGAGCCUUCGCCGGAGCCACCACCCUCAACAACCACAUCCGCACGCACACCGGGGAGAAGCCUUUCAAGUGCGAGCGGUGCGAGCGCAGCUUCACGCAGGCCACUCAGCUCAGCAGACACCAGCGGAUGCCCAACGAGUGCAAACCCAUCAGCGAGAGCAGCGAAUCAAUCGAGGUGGAUUAACUGAUUGACCGGCUGGAAUUAAACGGCCAGUGAAAAUCAUGAUUAAAUGUCACGGACACUUAAGCAAAACCAAAGAUUUCCUCUGAGAAACUCUC
Messenger RNA from Sinocyclocheilus grahami, 1013 nucleotides. It is a transcript of the gene prdm6, whose product is annotated as PR domain containing 6. The transcript has 6 exons. Gene Ontology annotation, molecular function: protein binding. Gene Ontology annotation, cellular component: nucleus. Bases 1 to 918 code for a protein of 305 amino acids. NCBI's taxonomy places the organism in Eukaryota, Metazoa, Chordata, Actinopteri, Cypriniformes, Cyprinidae. Gene Ontology annotation, biological process: regulation of gene expression. The record is from RefSeq and is a predicted model, not a curated record.